AUGUCUAAAAAGGGACGCAGCAAGGGUGAGAAGCCCGAGACGGAGACAGACUCUGUGCAGAUGGCCAAUGAAGAGCUACGUGCCAAGCUAACCAACAUCCAGAUAGAGUUCCAGCAGGAGAAGAGCAAGGUGGGUAAGCUGAGGGAGCGUCUGCAGGAGGCCAAACUGGAGCGCGAGCAGGAGCAGCGGCGCCACACGGCCUACAUCUCAGAGCUCAAGGCCAAGCUGCACGAGGAGAAGACGAAGGAGCUGCAGGCACUGCGCGAGGCGCUCAUCCGGCAGCAUGAGCAGGAGGCAGCUCGGACGGCCAAGAUCAAGGAAGGCGAGCUGCAGCGGCUGCAGGCCACGCUGAAUGUGCUGCGCGAUGGCGCUGCAGACAAAGUCAAGACCGCACUGCUGGCCGAGGCGCGCGAAGAGGCGCGCAGGACCUUUGAUGGCGAGCGCCAGCGGCUGCAGCAGGAGAUUCUGGAGCUGAAGGCAGCGCGCAAACAGGCGGAGGAGGCACUCAGCAACUGCAUGCAGGCGGACAAGGCCAAGGCCGCCGACCUGCGAGCUGCGUACCAGGCACACCAGGAUGAGGUGCACCGCAUCAAGCGGGAGUGCGAACGUGACAUCCGCAGACUGAUGGACGAGAUCAAAGGGAAGGAGCGUGUGAUCCUGGCCCUGGAGAAAGAGCUUGGUGUGCAGGCUGGGCAGACCCAGAGACUGCUACUUCAGAAGGAGGCUCUGGAUGAGCAGCUGGUCCAGGUCAAGGAGGCUGAGCGCCACCACAGCAGCCCAAAGAGGGAGCUCCCUCCUGGCAUUGGAGACAUGGCAGAGCUUAUGGGUGGCCAGGAUCAACAUAUGGAUGAGCGAGAUGUGAGGCGAUUUCAACUAAAAAUUGCUGAACUGAAUUCAGUGAUUCGGAAGCUGGAAGAUAGAAACACCCUGCUGGCAGAUGAGAGGAAUGAACUGCUGAAGCGCUCUCGGGAGACAGAGGUGCAGCUGAAGCCGCUGGUGGAGAAGAACAAGCGUAUGAACAAGAAGAAUGAGGACCUGCUUCACAGCAUCCAGAGGAUGGAGGAGAAACUCAAGACCCUCACGAGGGAGAACGUGGAGAUGAAAGAAAAGCUGUCUGCUCAGGCCUCACUAAAGCGACACACGUCCUUGACCGACCUCAGUCUGACCAGAGACGAGCAGGAGAUUGAGUUCCUGAGGCUGCAGGUGCUGGAGCAGCAGCAUGUCAUCGAUGACCUCUCACUGGAAAGAGAACGCCUGCUGCGCUCCAAGAGGCAUCGAGGGAAGAGCCUGAAGCCCCCAAAGAAGCAUGUUGUGGAGACAUUUUUUGGAUUUGACGAGGAGUCCGUGGAUUCAGAAACAUUGUCAGAGACAUCCUACAACACCGACAGGACAGACCGGACCCCAGCCACACCUGAAGAGGACUUAGAUGAGACCACAACCAGAGAAGAAGCUGACCUGAGAUUCUGCCAGCUGACCAGGGAGUAUCAGGCCCUGCAGAGGGCUUAUGCCCUGCUUCAGGAGCAAGUGGGGGGGACACUGGAUGCUGAGAGGGAGGCCCGGACUCGAGAGCAGCUUCAGGCUGACCUGCUGAGGUGCCAGGCCAAAAUUGAGGACUUGGAGAAGCUGCUUGUUGAGAAGGGACAGGACUCUGCAUGGGUAGAGGAGAAACAGGUACUCAUGAGGACAAACCAGGAUCUGCUGGAGAAGAUUUACAGGCUGGAGAUGGAGGAGAACCAACUAAAGAGUGAAAUGCAAGACGCCAAGGACCAGAACGAGCUGUUAGAAUUCAGAGUGCUAGAACUCGAAGAGAGAGAGCGGAGGUCGCCAGCCUUUAACCUCCAAAUCACCACCUUCCCCGAGAACAACAGCAGCGCUCUCCAGCUGUUCUGUCACCAGGAAGGAGUAAAGGGUGUGAAUAUCUCUGAACUUAUGAAGAACUUAGAUAUCCUUGGCGAUAACGGGAAUUUGAGGAAUGAAGAGCAGGUUGCAGUAAUCCAAGCGGGAACUGUGCUUGCCCUGUGUGAAAAGUGGCUGAAGCAGAUAGAGGGAACAGAGGCAGCCCUCACUCAGAAGAUGAUGGACCUGGAGAAGGAGAAGGACUUGUUCAGCAGGCAGAAGGGCUACCUGGAGCAGGAACUGGACUACAGGAAGGAAGCCCUCGACCAGGCCUACCUGGUAGGACCAGAAAAAAUCCAGGACUUAGAGGCCACCUUGUACAAUGCACUGCAGCAGGAGCCAGGGCGGAGAGCCAGCGAGGCACUGAGUGCCAGCCAGCGCGAGGACCUCCAGGCAGCUGUAGAGAAGGUGCGCAGACAGCUCCUUCGUCAGAGCCGGGAGUUCGACAGCCAGAUCCUACGUGAGCGGAUGGAGCUGUUGCAGCAGGCCCAGCAGAAAAUCCGGGAGAUGGAGGGCAAGCUGGAGCUGCAGAGGCGCCAGCUGAAGGAGCUGGAGGAAAAGUUUUUGUUCCUUUUUUUGUUUUUUUCACUAGCAUUCAUUCUGUGGCCUUGA
Molecule: messenger RNA, 2508 nt
Organism: Cricetulus griseus (Chinese hamster)
Lineage: Eukaryota; Metazoa; Chordata; Mammalia; Rodentia; Cricetidae
Source: RefSeq, a predicted model, not a curated record